CGGCGCGAUGCACGUGCGCUCGCUGCGCGCCGCGGCGCCACACAGCUUCGUGGCUCUCUGGGCGCCUCUGUUCUUGCUGCGCUCCGCCCUAGCCGACUUCAGCCUGGACAACGAGGUGCACUCGAGCUUCAUCCACCGGCGCCUCCGCAGCCAGGAGCGGCGGGAGAUGCAGCGGGAGAUCCUGUCCAUCUUGGGCUUGCCCCAUCGCCCGCGCCCGCACCUCCAGGGAAAGCAUAACUCGGCGCCCAUGUUCAUGUUGGACCUGUACAACGCCAUGGCAGUGGAGGAGAGCGGACCCGAUGGCCAGGGCUUUUCCUACCCCUACAAGGCCGUCUUUAGUACCCAGGGUCCCCCUUUAGCCAGCUUGCAGGACAGCCACUUCCUCACCGACGCCGACAUGGUCAUGAGCUUCGUCAACCUCGUGGAACAUGACAAGGAAUUCUUCCACCCCCGCUACCACCAUCGGGAGUUCCGGUUCGAUCUUUCCAAGAUCCCCGAGGGGGAAGCCGUGACUGCAGCUGAGUUCCGAAUCUAUAAGGACUACAUCCGGGAGCGUUUUGACAAUGAGACCUUCCAGAUCAGAGUCUACCAGGUGCUGCAGGAGCACUCAGGCAGGGAGUCGGACCUCUUCUUGUUGGACAGUCGUACCCUGUGGGCUUCUGAGGAGGGCUGGCUGGUGUUUGACAUCACAGCCACCAGCAACCACUGGGUGGUCAACCCUCGACACAACCUGGGCCUGCAACUCUCCGUGGAGACCCUGGAUGGACAGAGCAUCAACCCCAAGUUGGCGGGCCUGAUUGGGCGGCACGGACCUCAGAACAAGCAACCCUUCAUGGUCGCCUUCUUCAAGGCCACAGAGGUCCAUCUGCGGAGCAUCCGGUCCACUGGGGGCAAGCAGCGCAGCCAGAACCGCUCCAAGACACCCAAGAACCAAGAGGCACUGAGGAUGGCCAGUGUGGCAGAAAACAGCAGCAGUGACCAGAGGCAAGCCUGCAAGAAACACGAACUGUAUGUCAGCUUCCGAGACCUCGGCUGGCAGGACUGGAUCAUCGCCCCUGAAGGCUAUGCUGCCUACUACUGUGAGGGGGAGUGUGCCUUCCCUCUAAACUCCUACAUGAAUGCCACCAACCACGCCAUCGUCCAGACACUGGUUCAUUUCAUCAACCCGGACACGGUGCCUAAGCCUUGCUGUGCGCCCACACAGCUCAACGCCAUAUCCGUCCUCUACUUCGACGACAGCUCCAAUGUCAUCCUGAAGAAGUACAGAAACAUGGUGGUCCGGGCCUGUGGUUGCCACUGACCUCUUCAGAGAGCCCGACCCUUUGGGGCCACAUUGUUCCAGAUCUGAGGUGUCUCACCACCUAGUCUCUCACUGCCCACCUUGGCGAGGAGCAAACAGAUCAGCCAUCUCUCCGGAGCCUUCCGAACCUCACCUCCCCGACUGGAAAUACGUAAGGCGUUAGAACCCUGAGUGCCCUGGCUGGCCAGCGGGCUGUGAUUCUGGCACGUUAUGGACAAGAUCCUACAAGCUGCCACAGGCAACGUUUAGCAGGAAAAAGAUCUCCCAAGGAAGAGUCCGUUGGACACGUGGCCUCCGUGGUGCUGAGCCCUUGAGGGGUAAUCACUAGUGUUCUCCAGCCAGGCCAUCAGCUGCAGCAGGAGGAAGGGCACAGCCAGGGUGGGCGCUUACGUCUGUGCUGAAGGAAGACCAGCAGAAGUCCCUGUAAUAAAAUGUCACAAUAAAACCCAUGAAUGAAAAUGGUUAGGAUGUCACAGAUAUAUUUUCCUAAACAAUUUAUCCCCGUUUCUUGGUUUAUUCUGACUUCAUAAACAGAAGCUAGGGCCUGUGGAGGCUGGAGGGCCCCCCUCCUUUCCAUUUGGUUUCCUUCUGAGGCUUCAGGGCCCAGUGUUUACCAGAACUGCCCAAAUCCACUGUAUAGAGAGGGGAAGGAGGGAUGUCUGCUCAGAAGAAGCCAGGGAGUGCUGGCCUCAAAGGAGACACACAUUGGGGUGGAGAAGGAGGGAGGCACACACGUGCACGCAUGUGUGAAACACACCAAGACUUUGGCUCUGCCAGCCCCUUGGCCCCAGUUCCCUCCCUGUACUGGGAAAUAAUGAGAAAAUUCAAAGUGAAUAAGCAGAAAGGCAGGACAGGACCUGUGCUCCGUCCCUAGUGAGGAAGCACAGGGGUUAGCCCAAAGCCCAUGGUGCAGGGGCAGUGUCCUCUAAAUAAGGACAUCUGGCACCUCUCUGGCCACACUCCAGAGCCAGGCCCUGCCCUUUACAGCUGCCUCUCCUCACUCUCAACCCCAUCAGAAGGCCCUGCACCAAACUGCUUCCUCAAUCUGGGGGAGACUGGGUUCAGGGAUGUCCUGUACUUGGAAGGACUUAGAGGGCAACUUCCUGACCUGAAUUCCUGCCUUAGAGGGGCCAGUCUGUCAUGGCUCAAGCAAGCCCACUCUGCCUGGGUCUGCGGUGCCCUAACUAUCAUGCACCAGUCCCUAGCUUCAUGUACAAAGCUGUGGCGAGGGCUGGACAAUCUGCCAAUGAUUCCCACAUCCACACGAAGAAUGGGGUUAGCCAGGUGGGACCCAUUGCCCUGUAGAGUCUGGUCACAUGGGGAACCCAUUCUCCAUAUCUGUGAUCCUGGAAACACUGGGUUCUCUUCUGUUAUUUUUCUUCUUCAGUAGCUUGGGCUGCAGCCUCCACUCUGCCUGAUCAAUGGAGAGAAGAAUCAUCUUGUAAUUUGUUUUGUGUCUUGGCAGAUCUGGGGCUUUUUUGUGUGAAUCCCUCUCGGUAUGCAUUUUACCACUCAUGGCCCUAAUCCGUCCGCAGUGUUUUUUGUACAUUUAAAUGUGUAAAUAAUUGUGACAAGACAAAUUAUUUAUUUCCAUCUGAAGUUCUUUUCAAAGGCUCCUCGUGGAGAACAAUGGGGUCGCUUUCCUUCAAUCUGUUUGUUUUCUUAUUUAAAACUAUUUAUUAACAGUCGGACCGAUGUACCCAUAGCUGUCGAAUAAAGUGGUCCUUAGUGAAAACGCUGUAUGAUUAGAGGAAAGGGGUUUGACUUUGCAAUAAAAGGAGACAUUUGGUUCUGGUUG
Messenger RNA from Microtus oregoni (creeping vole), 3098 nucleotides. It is a transcript of the gene Bmp7, whose product is annotated as bone morphogenetic protein 7. Gene Ontology annotation, molecular function: cytokine activity; growth factor activity. Gene Ontology annotation, biological process: SMAD protein signal transduction. NCBI's taxonomy places the organism in Eukaryota, Metazoa, Chordata, Mammalia, Rodentia, Cricetidae. The record is from RefSeq and is a predicted model, not a curated record. The coding region runs from base 8 to 1300 and encodes 430 amino acids. The transcript is spliced from 7 exons. Gene Ontology annotation, cellular component: extracellular region.